Molecule: messenger RNA, 1542 nt
Organism: Aureococcus anophagefferens
Lineage: Eukaryota; Pelagophyceae; Pelagomonadales; Pelagomonadaceae
Exons: 1
Coding region: 1-1542 (513 amino acids)
Molecular function (GO): aryl sulfotransferase activity
Source: RefSeq, a predicted model, not a curated record
AUGGGCGGCCACCCCAGACGGCCGCGCUGGGCUGCCGGGUCCGCCGUGGCCCUGGGCGGCCUGGCCUGCGUCGUGGCGGCGUCGUUCCGCUCGCUGCUCAUCGACCCCCGGUCCGCCGUGCGCUCCGCCGCGGACCGCUGGAUCAGGUUCGCGGCCCCGCCCGGCAAAACGCUCGCGUCGACGGUGGCGCUGGACGCGUCGGCGUUCCUGGCCUUCCCCGCCGUCGUCGAGAUGCUCGACCUCAAGGGCGUCGCGGCGGCGGACCUGUACGACUACGUGCCGCGACAACUGACGGCCACGUUUCGCAACGCGGGCGCCGAGAUCGAGGGCGCGAUCGGCCGGAGCGCGCUCGGCGGCUGGGUCGCUUUGUCGCUGAGCUCCGGCAACAAGGCGUCCUACGUCGUCGUCGUCGACUACGCCAACACCUACGGCCCCCGGGGCCUCAAGGUCUACAACGCCUCGAGCCUCCUCGUCGCCCUCGGCGCGAACGCGAACAAGGGCCCCCGCGCCAUCUGGAAUUUCGUGGAAGACACGUGGACGAUCCUCUGCGCCGGCGGGUCGAACGACGCGCACGACCUCCAGCUGUCCUACGACGGCUCCCAACUCUGGCAGGCCGACGGCCGCACGGCCGUCGAGGCCUGGGACGUGGCCAGCGGCGCCGUCGUGGCGUCCUUCGCCGAGGUCGACGUCGAGGACCCGAACCACGUCCAGGUCACGGACGAGGACGCCGUCGCCUACGUCUCGAGCCGCCAGACGGACGGCGUCGUCAAGAUGAAGACCGACGGCACCGUUUUGUGGACCCUGGGCGGGCCCAACGGCGACUUCAACGUCACCUUCGGCGACGACCACUACGCCGCGGGGUCGUCGCUCUGGGUCGGCCAGCACAACGCGGAGUACGUCGGCGACGACGAGUACUGCCUCUUCGACAACCAGGAGGGCACGGGCGCCGACUCGCGCCUGUUGUGCGUGGAGCUCGACUACCACCGCUCCAAGGCCGCCGUGACCUUCUCCAAGGAUCUCGGCGCCUACACGCCCCACUUCGGCGACAACGACCGGCUGCCCACGUCGAACCAGUUCGGCGUCCACUGGCCCGACCAGGUCGACGUCGACGACCAGUACGACGUCCGCGCCCUCGAGGUCGUCCGGGCGACGGGCGACGUCGUCUACGAGCUCAAGGUCGUCGGCGCGAAGUGCCGCUCCGCGGCCGACUGCGACAAGGGCCUCACGGACCGCUGGACGUCCUACUCCGCCGAGCGCUUCUACGCCGCGCCCCUCGUCUGGAACGCGACUUGCGCCGGCUCGACGCUGAGUUUCACCGCCGCCGACGCCUUCAAGAGGCCCAACAAGUACGCCGCGACCUACGACGUCGUCGAGCGGCCCGCGCGCCGCGCCAAGUCCGUCGCCGGCGACUUCGAGCUCGCGGCCUACUGGCGCGACACGGCGGCGGCCGUCGACGUCUCCGCGCUCACGGGGCCCCUCACGCUCACGGUGACGAACGCGCAGGGCGCGGCGACGACCGUGGACGUCGACGCGUGCUCCUAA